AUGUCUUAUACCACUUUUUAUUUAUGUUUGACCUUUGCAUUGGGAUACAUAUUCUUUGGAGUUGAGUCAUAUGUUCCUGUAGGACGUGUAGGUCAAUCUUCUAUACUUAUUGGAAAUAAGAUAUAUUAUUUUGGUGGAAUAACAGACGUAGGAGUAUCAAAUGAUGCAUUUUAUCUUGAUUUAUCUCAAUCAUUUAAUAUAGUAAAUCCACCAUGGACUCAAAUGCCUAAUAUUCCGUUUGGAAGUUCAUGGGCAUCUGUUGCAUUAGAUAAUUCUAAUAAUGCAGAUAUAUAUCUCUUUGGAGGAAUGAUGUUUGAUGUAACUACACAAAAAGAUUCAUUUAAAUCAUUUGUAUAUAAAUUUAAUGUUAAUUCCUUAUCAUGGAAUAUUCCUAAUGUUGGUGGUACUGCUCCCUCAAGACGAAUAGAAAUGAAAGCUGUUAGUGAUAAUUCAGGAAAAAUUUAUAUUUUUGGUGGAGCUUCUAAUUCUUUAGUAGGUGCACCAACCAGAACGUUUCCUAACGACAUGAUAACUUUUAAUAUUGCUGGUCCGUUAUGGUCAAUUAAUACUGCGGUUAAUGGACUUGCUACAUAUUCAGCGACAUUAUUAUCAAAUGGUAUUAUUGUGUAUGUAGGAGGACUUAGCCCUUUUAAUGGAAAUAACAAUGUAAUCCGAAUGGCAGAUAUUUCACAAAUUCUUCUUUUUGAUACAAAUUCUUUAACAUGGUCAAUGAACUCAGCAAGAAUUACAGCAACAAUACCAGUCGAAAGUCGUCAGAGGCAUUCAGCGGUAUUAGCUCCAGACGAUCAAAUUAUUAUUUAUGGAGGUACUCGUACCACCGACGGGGUUGACUUUAAUCAAGUAUCUCCAGAUGUGUUAGUUAUAGAUACAAAAAAAGAUCCAUUUGAAAUAACAGCACCAGAAGUAUCUACAAAUAUUGGUAAAUUUCCGACACUUACGACUCAUUCAGCGGAUCUUUAUGGAAAUUAUAUGAUUGUGGCAUUUGGGAAUAUUACCCGACAAAAUGCCGAACCAUUAGGUAGAAGUGAAAAAAUUUAUGUGAUGGAUAUAAGAAAUUUCACAUGGAUCAAUUCACUUGAACUUACUAAUCAAGCGAAUAAUAAUAAAACCACUUCAUCUUCUGGUUCACAAUCUUCGAAUAAUGAUAAAACAACAAUUAUCCUUGCAUCAGUCCUUGGAGUUUUAGGAGGUGCAUUAAUUAUAACCGCCGGAUUCUUUGCUUAUAGAUUUAUCAGUAAAAGGAAAACAGAAAAAGAAGUUCCUGGCUUUUUUGGUUCAAAUUUUGAUAGAUAUGAUGAUGACGCUGGUGUUCCCGGUACACCCGUUGAGAGUAGAUAUAAUGAAUUUGAAAGAUUUAAAUGA
This is a messenger RNA of Rhizophagus irregularis DAOM 181602=DAOM 197198, 1383 nucleotides long. RefSeq lists its product as uncharacterized. NCBI's taxonomy places the organism in Eukaryota, Fungi, Glomeromycota, Glomeromycetes, Glomerales, Glomeraceae. Gene Ontology annotation, molecular function: protein binding. The record is from RefSeq and is a predicted model, not a curated record.